Messenger RNA from Peromyscus leucopus (white-footed mouse), 1767 nucleotides. Its product is annotated as complement factor H-related protein 1-like. Bases 93 to 1289 code for a protein of 398 amino acids. The transcript has 7 exons. NCBI's taxonomy places the organism in Eukaryota, Metazoa, Chordata, Mammalia, Rodentia, Cricetidae. The record is from RefSeq and is a predicted model, not a curated record.
UAACACAAUGAAAAACAAAGUCACACGCAGUACUAUUAAUGACAGGAUUCCCAGAAGCACCACCACUGCUGGAGAGCUUUAGGUUUUAGAAGAUGGGGUGGUCUAGCAUUUGGUUCUUAGCCAAACUGUUUCUAACACUAUGGCUUUCUACUGUCAACGGUGCAGUGAGAUAUUGUGAUUUCCCAAAAAUAAGCCAUGGGAUACUACAUGAUGAAAAGAAAUACGAAGCAUUUCCCCCUGUUCGUAGUGGGAAGGUUUUCUACUACUCAUGUGAAUAUAAUUUUGUGUCUCCUUCAAAUUCCAUCUGGACCCGCAUAACGUGCACAGACUCAGGAUGGUCACCAACACCAAAGUGUCUGAGGGUAUGUUUCUUUCCUUUUGUGGAAAAUGGUAAUUCUACAUCUUCAGGACAAACACACUUACAAGGUGAUAUUGUACAAGUUGUUUGCAAUGAAGGCUACAACCUUCAAAAUAAUCAGAGCACCAUCGAGUGUACUGAAGAGGGCUGGUCCAUUCCUCCCAAAUGUGUAUCCACCACAGGGAAAUGUGGGCGCCCUCCACCUAUUGUCAAUGGAGACAUCACCUCUUUCCCAUUGCCAGAAUAUCCACCAUCAUCAUCAGUAGAAUACCAGUGCCAGUUCUUGUACCAACUGCAGGGUAGUAAGAAUAUAACAUGUAGAAGUGGAGAGUGGUCAGAACCACCAAAGUGUUUAUUACAUAUUUCCUGUGUGAAUCCACCAUAUGUGGAAAAUGCUGUUAUAGUAACAAGGCCCAUGGAUAAAUAUCCAUCUGGUGAGAGAGUACGUUAUGAAUGUAAUAAACCUUAUAAACUAUUUGGCGAAGUAGAAGUGAUGUGUCAAAAUGGGAUUUGGACAGAACCACCAAAAUGCAAAGGAAAUUGUGGGCCCCCUCCAACUAUUGACAAUGGAGACAUCACCUCCUUGCCAUUGCCAGAAUACCCACCAUCAUCAUCAAUUGAAUAUCAGUGCCAGUCCUUGUACCAAUUGCAGGGCAACAAGAAAAUAACAUGUAGCAAUGGAGAGUGGUCAGAGCCACCAACAUGUUUAAGUGCAUGUGUAAUAUUAGAAGAAAUCAUGGAAAGACAUAACAUAACUUUAAGAUGGAAAGAAAGGCAAAAGCUAUAUAUUCCAUCAGGGGAUGAUGUUGAAUUCCAGUGUAAAUAUGGAUAUAAACAGAUAAAAACAUCAACUCCAUUCCGUACAAAGUGCGUUGAUGGUCACAUCAAUUAUCCCAGUUGCUCAAAAUCACGUUCUUGGUUCAGCGGAUGAAUGAACCUUUGUUUGGAAAUAUGCAUGCAUGUUACUACGGUAGUUUCAGUUUCAGUUUGAAUUAUUGUUUAACUCAUUUCUUCUCAUAAGUAUAAACUUGUGGUGGUAUAUGAUGAUUAAUUUGGAGCCUAAGAGACCACUGCUACAAAUGCAAAGCAGUGCAUUCAAAACUCUUAAAGCAGAAUGUGCUGUGUGCUAGCACAAAAACCAAUGGUAAUAAAAGAGAUGUAACUUCUUAGUGUCUGUUUCUACCCAUCAUUUUUCAAAAUCUCUCCAAUCUUCUUCAGGACAUUUUGAUCUAAGGUUCUGAUUCCUGGUGAACAGAGGUCAUAUUGUUUCAUCUUCAAAUUAGUAUUAUCUCACAAAUAUGUAAUAAUCAAACUGUCAUGCUUAACAUGACAUGUUUAUAUAUAAAAUUAACAUGAAUAUAAGUAAUUGCCAAAUACUACUUUUAUGUCAAUAAACAAAGAGAAGAACA